Molecule: messenger RNA, 1815 nt
Organism: Xenopus tropicalis (tropical clawed frog)
Lineage: Eukaryota; Metazoa; Chordata; Amphibia; Anura; Pipidae
Gene: gnaq
Product: guanine nucleotide binding protein (G protein), q polypeptide
Biological process (GO): signal transduction; G protein-coupled receptor signaling pathway
Cellular component (GO): plasma membrane; synapse; heterotrimeric G-protein complex
Molecular function (GO): metal ion binding; guanyl nucleotide binding; hydrolase activity
Source: RefSeq, marked provisional
AAAAGAUGUGUGACUGGGGGAAGGGAAAUAGCCGCUUUAUCUAUUUAGCAUUACAGUAGGCUCCGGGGUUUCACUGGCUCUAUUGUAAAGAGGACCCCGCUGGGAAGGCUCAGUCGGAUCGGGCUGCACGUAUCGCUCCAGCAUUCCAUAAACUCCAUUUAGUGGAACGUUUCGCUCUCACGGUCACGGUGCUGGGGCUGCUCCCCCGUAGAUGUGACCAUGUUGUGCAGUGCAUGGCUUUGAGAGGAGGCGGAGUUGGCGAGUGACAGCGGAUCGGGCGUUUUGGUGUUCCUUGUGCACGGGCAACAGCACCCUCCACCCACUCCAGGGUGCCAUCACAUCAGUUGCCUGGCGGGGGGCACUUCAGUGCCUGCCUUCCUGCCCUGUGGAUUUAAUACCCCAUUCAUUGUAUCCCCCCUCCCCCCUUUUUCCUUUCCCUGCAGUACGCGCACGGCUGCUUUGGGCUUUGCUAUAUCUACAUUUCCAGUGCGUUGGUCCCUUUUGCAGCAGGGUGGAGGUCUCUCACUCCCCACCAGUCAGGAGGCAUGACUCUGGAGUCCAUCAUGGCGUGCUGCCUCAGCGAGGAGGCCAAGGAAGCUCGAAGGAUUAACGAUGAAAUCGAGAGGCAGCUCCGCCGGGAUAAGAGGGACGCCCGCCGGGAGCUCAAACUCCUCCUGCUCGGCACAGGAGAAAGUGGAAAAAGCACAUUUAUCAAACAGAUGAGAAUAAUCCAUGGAUCUGGUUAUUCAGAUGAAGAUAAAAGGGGGUUCACAAAGCUUGUCUAUCAAAAUAUAUUCACUGCAAUGCAAGCUAUGAUUCGAGCCAUGGACACCCUUAAAAUCCCAUACAAGUAUGAACACAACAAGGGCCAUGCACUGUUAAUUCGAGAAGUUGAUGUAGAGAAGGUCGCCUCAUUUGAGAAUCCUUAUGUAGAUGCAAUAAAGUAUUUGUGGAAUGACCCUGGCAUACAAGAGGCAUACGACAGGCGACGGGAGUAUCAGCUGUCUGAUUCCACUAAAUAUUAUCUCAAUGACCUGGACCGUAUAGCAAGUCAAGGAUACCUUCCUUCCCAGCAAGAUGUGCUGAGGGUUCGAGUUCCAACAACUGGAAUAAUUGAGUAUCCCUUUGACCUACAAAGUGUUAUCUUCAGAAUGGUGGAUGUAGGAGGACAGAGGUCCGAGAGAAGGAAAUGGAUACACUGUUUUGAAAACGUCACCUCCAUAAUGUUCCUUGUAGCCCUUAGUGAAUAUGAUCAAGUGCUGGUGGAAUCUGACAAUGAGAACCGAAUGGAAGAAAGCAAAGCGUUAUUUAGGACGAUCAUCACAUAUCCGUGGUUUCAAAAUUCCUCAGUCAUCCUGUUUCUAAACAAGAAAGAUCUUUUAGAGGAGAAAAUCAUGUACUCACAUCUAGUUGAUUAUUUUCCUGAAUAUGAUGGACCCCAACGAGAUGCACAAGCAGCAAGAGAAUUCAUUUUAAAGAUGUUCGUAGAUCUCAAUCCCGACAGCGACAAAAUAAUCUACUCACACUUCACCUGCGCCACAGAUACUGAGAACAUUCGUUUCGUCUUUGCUGCAGUCAAGGACACAAUCCUACAGCUAAACCUGAAGGAAUACAACCUGGUGUAAUGGUGCCUGCUAGCUCUCCCUGUUCCCUUUGGGCCAUUGAAGAAAUACAAGAUGGACUGUAUUAUCUAUAACAGAGAAAGAAACAAUUUGCAUAAUACUAAUUUAUUGCCGUCCUGGACUCUGUGAGUGGUCCACAGAGUUUGUAGUAAUUAUUCUGAUUUUAUUUAAAACUAUGUAAAGGAAACAAAAA